CGAAAUAUAUAUAAGUGCAUUAGACAUGUCUUCAAGACAUUUCAACUCUAACUGCAAGUCUUGAAAAGCAAGAAUCUAACGGUAUAACUUGCCAACUACACAAAAGAAACAGUCGUAAGAUCGUGAAAAUGUCAGAUCUCAAGCCCGGUACCAGGUAUAACUCCAACACCUGGGGUGUCGACGCGAAUAAAAACAUCGUUCCGCUUCAACAAGACACCGGCUUAUUCCCUGGCGCCCAUAAAAACUACCUGGUUUACAACAUUGGAAGAACCCCGGUGUACGCGGAACUGAAAUAUGGAACGAAAGUGAUGUGGCAUGGGGUUGCAGACAAAGGAACCAUAGCCCCUGGCGAAAAAAAGAUACUCAAAAACUGGGGAAAAUCUUACUAUGUUACAGGGUUGCAAGUUUUUAACAAGACAGGCAUUAGGGCAAUAGUCCACUGCGCUACCGAGGACGAUGAAUACCGCCUGUACGCUGACAAAGAAACAGGCGCUUUCGAUGAAAUUAUGUACAAGUUGUUAAAAGAAAUCUUCGUGCAAGGCCUGAAACUAGUACCGCGUGUAGGCUCCGGUUUAGCGGGUAUAGUCAAUCAGUUCUGGCCUAAAAACGAGCCCAGUGUAUGGGACCAGAUCCAGGACAAGGUAAAGGCUUUAGUGGACGAGAAGAUACUGCAUACCAUCAGCGGGAUACUGAGCGGAGACCUCAGAUAUUACCGGGAGAGAAUUACUACGCUUUCGGAGGAAAUAGAAAGCGGAAGUAAUCCAAACGAUAUAAGAAUUCACUACAUGAACAUCGCCCAGGAUAUGGUCGGCUUCGAAAACAAAUUCAAGUUCACAAGCGACACACCAAAUUACCAGGACGUCAACCAAUAUAUUCUUCCCCAUUUCUCGGCGUUCAUUUUGUUGAAGAUCUCGUUCUAUGUAAUAGGCAUCCGUGACUCAGCAGCCAUCGGUCUUACCGAAGAGAAUGUAAAAAGUAUAACCUCCUACGCGAAUAAGACCGUCUUCGGAGACAACGGCGCCAACAAGUACAUCACUGAGUUGUACAAAGACAGAGUAGACAACGCGUACAGCACCUGGUACUCUGAGGACUUGUACAACGACAUGAUGAACGUGAGGACGUACAUAUCCACGCAAGGUCUCGAGUACAUGGUACUUUGGAACCACAUGAUUAACAACCCUCAACAAGCCGACCAAAACCCGUACAACGACGUAAUCUCCUACUCGACUUUCUACGGAAGGCAGACUCCGAAUCUCAUCCACGAAGCCACUCCCGAAGAUCUUAUUCCGCCGCUUACUCCGAAAUUAAUAAAUGGAAGGCGCAACAAGGUGUCUUAUAUUGACUUUUUCAUAUGGCGGAUGAACAAAGGAGAGGGAGAGCCCAAGAUCGGGGGACUGAGAAUGUAUUUCGAAAACGGAGACAGCUACACUAGAGGCACCGUGACGAAGGAAAUUCGGAAAAUUCAGUUUGGGGGAUCUACUCUCAUCAAGUUGGAAGUGCACGGACGUGGAGCGUUGGAUUUCUUUGUAUUUUACUUUUCUGAUGGGAGGAAAGAAACCUGCGGAACCAAAGAAUAUCACGAGUAUCACACCGUCUUCGAGAUGAAAGAUCACCAUAUAGUCGCCAUUUUUAUAGCAUCGGAUAAUUACAGUCUUGGUGGACAAGCUGCCAAUGUUUCUGUUGCGUAUCAGUUAAAUGAGGAUAUUUCCCUCGGAACAAAUUAAGAUGUUCUGGAAAUUCACUAAAUUGUUGUUUAUAUGCUCUGGAAAUUCACUAAAUUGUUGUUUAUAUUUUAGUAAUAAAGGCAUUAAAAAAAA
Anoplophora glabripennis (Asian longhorned beetle) is the source of this 1817-nucleotide messenger RNA. RefSeq lists its product as uncharacterized. Gene Ontology annotation, molecular function: toxin activity. Gene Ontology annotation, biological process: symbiont-mediated killing of host cell. The transcript has 2 exons. Lineage: Eukaryota; Metazoa; Arthropoda; Insecta; Coleoptera; Cerambycidae. The coding region runs from base 129 to 1724 and encodes 531 amino acids. The record is from RefSeq and is a predicted model, not a curated record.